Cynoglossus semilaevis (tongue sole) is the source of this 2733-nucleotide messenger RNA. Its product is annotated as adenosine kinase-like. Gene Ontology annotation, cellular component: cytosol; nucleus. The transcript is spliced from 12 exons. Gene Ontology annotation, biological process: purine nucleobase metabolic process; purine ribonucleoside salvage. Bases 655 to 1659 code for a protein of 334 amino acids. Gene Ontology annotation, molecular function: adenosine kinase activity. The record is from RefSeq and is a predicted model, not a curated record. NCBI's taxonomy places the organism in Eukaryota, Metazoa, Chordata, Actinopteri, Pleuronectiformes, Cynoglossidae.
UUUGUCGGGAAAGGUUUGGUCCCCAGGCCACCAGUUGAAUGGGCAUGAGUCCUGCUGUGUAGUAUCGUCAGGGAAUCCCUGUCAUCAGCACGCUUGUCACAUACAAUGCCAGGCUGAGAGGGAGGCAGGCUCUGCUUCUGCGUAACAAGCCUAUCGCCAGACAGAGAAGGGCUGUCCUAAUCUUUUUUUCUCCAGAUACCACCAAUCAGUCGGUCCAGAGAGGGUGGAGCAGUGGCUGCAGGGAAAAUUGAUCAGCCCGCUUCACUGUACUAAAAUUGUCAAGUUUGUUGUAUGCUUAGCUCCUGGUGAACCGGUUUUCGGUUGCUCAACAGGUUUGUCACUCACUGGUUUCUACACAGAGACACCAUGGCUGCUGCAAGCCUUCAGUCUUGUCCUCAGUGCUGUGGAAAGAGAGGCGACAUGUGAGGAUAUCUCAGCAUGUGCGACACGUGGAGCCAACAUCUGUCACAGUCUGUGCUCAGAGUCGUACUGCAUCUGGAGUUUUCACAGCGUCAGGGAAACAACUGUGUUUGACGUCUGGAACAUAAGAAAGAGAAGAACUUGCCUUGCACGUGAACAAGAAUGUGAUGCAGCUCUAUAUAUAAUGUUGGGAAAUACAAUGGAUCUGCCUUCAGACCGAAUUCCCUCUUUGGUAUGGGAAACCCUCUGCUGGACAUCUGUGCUGUAGUGGACAAGGACUUCUUAGACAAAUACUCUUUGAAAGCCAAUGACCAGAUCCUCGCAGAGGACAAACACAAAGCACUAUUUGAAGAGUUGGUAAAGAAGUUUAAAGUGGAGUACCAUGCUGGAGGAGCCACACAGAACUCAAUAAAAAUUGCUCAGUGGAUGAUCCAAGAACCUCACAAUGUGGGCACCUUCUUUGGCUGCAUCGGCAAAGACAAGUUUGGGGAGAUCCUGAAGCAGAAGGCCGAGGAGGCGCACAUCCAGGCACGAUACUACGAGCAGGGCGAAGAACCCACUGGAACAUGCGCAGCCUGCCUUACCGGCACCAACAGGUCACUGGUGGCAAACCUAGCUGCUGCCAACUGUUACAAGAAGGAUAAGCAUCUAGACCUGGAGGAGAACUGGGAGUUGGUGGAAAAAGCUAAUGUUUAUUAUAUAGCUGGUUUCUUCCUCACUGUUUCUGUGGAGUCCAUCCUGAAAGUGGCGAAGCACGCCUCUGAAAAUAACAAGCUGUUCUGCUUGAACCUCUCUGCGCCCUUUAUCUGCCAGUUCUUCAAGGACAACCUGAUGAAGGUUUUGCCUUACGUUGAUGUCCUGUUUGGAAACGAGACGGAAGCGUCUGCCUUUGGCAAGGAGCAGGACUGGGAUACCAAGGAUGUGAAAGAAAUAGCAAAGAAAGCUCAGGCUCUAACUAAAGAGAACACAAAGAGACCGAGGAUCGUAGUGUUCACCCAGGGGAGUGAAGACACAGUCAUGGCCACAGAGGACAAGGUCAAGACUUUCCCUGUCCUAAAAGUAGACCCCAAGGACAUUGUUGACACAAAUGGUGCCGGUGAUGCAUUUGUUGGAGGUUUUCUUUCACAGCUUGUCCAGGACAAACCUGUAGAACGGUGUGUGGAGGCUGCACACUACGCCGGCAGUGUCAUCAUCAAACAAGCAGGCUGCACCUUCCCAGAAAAACCAGACUUCAACUGACUCGCUUCCGGUCCACAUCAGCCUCAUCCUGAAAACCUCAUUCAUACUCAUUCAAACGCACAACUCUGACACAGAACCUCGUCUUUCCUCUUUACUUCACUUCAGCCAAUGAUUGUCUAUCCCUGUUUUUCCCAGCCAUUCACCAGUCUCUGUUACCCUUACUCUCUCUGCUCACUGGCACUUUGUAGCAGGUAUCAGUGUUGUCCACUUGGGGUCACUAGAGAAUCAGAGGCCAGUACUGAAACGUAGACCACCAGGGUUGAGACAAAGCAACAAAGAUUCUAAUUCUGUUUUCAUAGAUGGUUGUUGUGUCACUGUGUGAGACUGAAUGACUUUGACUGAAAUAGUCCCUUUACUCUUUACAACAAGUUGAGGACUUUUCACAAGUCUUUUUUUAUUCUCAUAAAAUAAUCAAGGCAAAGAAAAUAAUUGAGACAAAACAACAACAUAAUGGCAAGUCAUAGCUUAAUUUUGUGAUUCUGUUUUAUAAUUUUUUUUUUUAAAAUUCUGAAUUGGUUUUAGAUUUUUUUAGAAGUUUUAUUUUUUAGCCAGGUGCCAAAUCUAUAUUAGUUUUUUCUUUCUUCCACUUCCGUCCUAUGAUCAGGUGUUAAAUGUUCCUUGUGUUUAUGUUUAAACAGAAGAGUUAGUCAUUCCUUCUCAGACGUUUCUUGUGCAUUUGGUAACGAGUGCCUUAAUUUCUUCUUCUUUCUUCAUGUUACAAAACACUGAGUUUGAAAGAUAAAAAACUGACAUUAAAUGAAUCCAUUCUAGCUGCUGUUGACACAAAGUCAUUACAUUUGACUUCUUUCUAGACAGAUCUGCCCUGCGCACAACUGACCUGAAGCUCUGUUCACAUGAAUUCAGUUGUUAAUGUAUGUACCAAACUUAAUAUGUUCCAGUUUAGGGGCCAAGUAUUUCAACCAAUUUUAUUGAUAUGGCUCAAUGCUAUGUUAUGAUCUGCACAAGUCCUGAGUAAAUGACUGUGGAGUUUUCUAAAUGAAAUGUGUACAUCAUGUAUGUUGUCUAAAUCUGCUGAUACUGCAACUGCUCAAAUACACCAAAAGACCUCUGUGA